AUGGCUGGGCUCAACCACGGUCCAGCACGAACACAGCUUUUCCGUGUCUACCCAGCCUCGUUCGAAGAGGCUGUUCGUAUCGCCCUUGCUGAGUCGGUCACUUUUGGCGUGAGUGCCGCGCUCUUCGACGCACGCUCACUCUAUCUGCACAAGACGCGCGAUCCGACCCGACUGAUCGCCGUCCGAGCAAGCGAACAUCCUCUUACGGUGGGCGUCCCCCAAAUGAUCUACUGGGCCACCUGGUCGAUCUGCGACCAGGCGGCGGGAAACGACAAGGCCCAGUAG
Aphanomyces invadans is the source of this 285-nucleotide messenger RNA. RefSeq lists its product as hypothetical. The record is from RefSeq and is a predicted model, not a curated record. The transcript is spliced from 2 exons. Lineage: Eukaryota; Oomycota; Saprolegniomycetes; Saprolegniales; Verrucalvaceae. The coding region runs from base 1 to 285 and encodes 94 amino acids.